Messenger RNA from Cololabis saira (Pacific saury), 1812 nucleotides. It is a transcript of the gene g6pc3, whose product is annotated as glucose-6-phosphatase catalytic subunit 3. The coding region runs from base 115 to 1134 and encodes 339 amino acids. The record is from RefSeq and is a predicted model, not a curated record. Gene Ontology annotation, cellular component: membrane. Lineage: Eukaryota; Metazoa; Chordata; Actinopteri; Beloniformes; Belonidae. The transcript has 6 exons. Gene Ontology annotation, molecular function: glucose-6-phosphatase activity. Gene Ontology annotation, biological process: gluconeogenesis; glucose 6-phosphate metabolic process.
AAUGCCGCUACUGCAGGCUCGCCAAACCCGCUGCACAUUUUGAUGUAAAACCAACACGGCGACAGCGUUUUGCUCACAACACCUAUCCAAUUAAGCUUGGUGGACAAUAAAGUAAUGGAGUCGUUGCACACCCAAGGGAUUUGGGUGGCUGAAACUCUCCAGGAAAGCACGAAGGAUCUGGAAAAAUACUGGCUUUUCAUCACCCAUUUUGGAGAUCCGAAAGCAGCUUUUUUACUUGUUUUUCCUUUUACGUAUUUUAUCAGCAGACGAGCCGGAGUUGCGGUGCUUUGGGCAGCAGCUCUGUCAGAAUGGCUGAACCUGGUGUUUAAAUGGAUGCUCUUUGGGGAAAGGCCAUUCUGGUGGAUUGGUGAAUCUCAACUAUUUAUGGGCUCGCAACCCAAAGUUCACCAAUAUCCAUCGACCUGUGAAACCGGCCCAGGCAGUCCAUCGGGUCAUGCGAUGGUCACAGCAGCGGUCUGGUGGGUCGUGGUGUCCUCACUGGGAUCAUAUUUAUACUACCAUACUCACAAUGUGGUGGUAUCCGCCGCUCCUUAUGUCGUAUAUGUGGGGCUGCUCGUUGCAGUUGGACUCUCCAGGAUUUUUAUCCUCGCCCAUUUCCCCCAUCAAGUCAUUGCUGGCACCAUUACAGGGUCAAUUCUGGGUGUUGUCCUGAGCCGCAGGGUGCCAGAAGGUCGCCCCCUGCUGUUCUUCUUCAGCCUCAGCAUCGGCCUGCUGCUCAGCGCUGUGAUCCUCAGCGUUGGAUUGCAACAGCUGGGUGUCGAUGUUUCCUGGUCUAUUGCUUUGGCUAAGAAAUGGUGCAGCCGUGCCGAGUGGAUCCGUUUGGAUACGGCCCCGUAUUCCUCUCUGACCCGAGACUGCGGCGCCCUCCUGGGUUUGGGGCUGGCGCAGCACUGGAAGCCGGGCGGGUGGCCCCUGCCCUGGGCCCCCAGAGCUCUGUCUUUAGCCAUUUCAUCCAUGGGACUUUACCACGUGAAUCGUCUGCCGCUCCCUGUCCAACCGCAGGGCCUUUUCUACACGCUUUUCUUCUUCAAAUUUGUUCUGGUUCCCCUGAUCGUCAUGGUGCUCGUGCCUGGGCUGGUGCACCUUUUCACACGCAAGAAGAAGAAAGAUUAGAAGGGAGUUUUUCCUCAUGUUACAGGUGUCUUCCACACCUCUAAGGACUCCAGCUUUCUUCUGAGUUUGUAUCUGCCUGAAAUAUUUUAAAUACUUUAAAUGUUUUAGGGCUUCUCCCAUGGCCAGUGGAGUCAUUUAGUAUCUCAAACUGGCUUCACGUAUUACAGGUCAUCUGCCAAUGUUCUUUGGUUUGGUCAUUGAUUUAAUUUAUUUUUUUUCUUUUAAAUUUGCUUGUACAUAAACCUCACGUAUUGGGGAUAUUAAAGAAUCUUCCUUUGCAGUGAAUGUACAGUUAUUCUGGUUAGUCUUUUAAAUUCAGCCUAAUUGUUCUUUUGUGGCUAAAUGUUGUCUGGGAAAAGUGCAGUUUUCAUGUUUUGUGCAUAAAAAAAGAUCUAUGUAAGAGCUUUACAAUAUAUUGUUAGAAAUAGGCAGUAGUAGUCUAUAUGCAAUGCUUCACACUCCAGAUUUUUGCAGAAUAAAUAAAUAAAAAAAAAAAAAAAACCUAAUGUCUGAACACUGUUGACCAAGUGUGAAUGAUCAACAGUGUUAACAAUCUUGGCUUAAUAUUGCACCGAUGUUUACUCUACCUGUACCAGUGUUUGUUUUUUGGACCAACAGAAAAGACAAUCUCAUUCCUAUGUAAUGCAUAAAUCAGUAAAAUCAAUAAACUGACAUGCA